CAUGCAGUAAUAUGACAUUCCUUUCAGCACGAAUAUUUCAUAUACGAAGAAACUCUGUUUUAUCCUUUACAAGUGCACUUGCCAAAUUACAAACAGGAAAUAAUCGACAGCAAUAUAUACAACGUCUUUAUCUUCAACCUCGUUGCACUUUAUCAAAUUCAACAUCAAGUACAGAUGCUAUUGAAACCACACACUCUGACUUUAAGACCAUCGAAAACAAGAUGUUGUCACCAUCCCUUAAUGAGAUCCAUCCUAAUCAAUCUAAUCUUGAGCAAGAUCCAGCACAAUCAAUCGCUGCAUUUCGUCGUAGUAUUAUAGCCAGUGACUAUCGAAACGCAUUAAUCCAUUUUGAUCGGAUCAAGCACACUCAUUCAUCCGUUUUAGCUUUACUCACACCGUUUCAGCUUAAAUGGUUUAUGCGUGCUGCAAUGAAAAAUACUCCAGGCUCACUGUCGCUAUCUUUUGCAGAACGGUGCCAACGUGCAGCUGAUAUAUUUGAAAUCAUGCUAGACAAUCAAGCCAAGCAUAAAGGAAAUAUUCCUGACAGCGCCUACUUUUACAUGAUUGAAAUAUAUGCCAAUCAAGGUGAUAUUGACUCUUUAGAGAUUUUAUUAGAGUCAAUGCGUCAAAAGCAAAUCAAGACUAAAACGCUAGAGACCAUCGGCCACCUUUCCAAAGCAUACAUUCGGGCUGCUGCACAUUCUGAAGCAUCUAUUUUUAGCCAUGAAUCUACUGGUCUUGCCUAUUUUGAAAAGCACCUGCUAAUUGAUAAACAAUCGGCAAGUCCUUACCACAGCAUUGCAAGAGCAUAUGCUAUGAAUGACGACGAAGACGCUUUGGUGGCAGUAUUCGAGUCACUGCAACAGUCUGGACGCGCAGUGGAUUCAGAAGCCUUGUCGAUCCUGUGUCGAUUUUUUCUGGAUAAAGGAAAGCAUGAUAUUGCUAGAGUGUAUCUAGACCAGUAUAUCUCCAGCUACUUACCUAAUACUAUCAAACUGGGAUUUCAAGUCACUCCAUUGCUUAUGUAUUACGAUGCAGUCAUUUCCAAUGAACUGGGCGAUCAUAAUCGGGCACUACACACAUUAUCGGACAUUGAAGAAAUUGUAGCAUAUGCUCGACUCGGUAAUUGCAACGCAGUAUGGAAAUGUUUUUCCAAAGCACUGCUUUUUCCGGAAACAUGCCAUAAUCGAGCCCUGCUGGCUAUAUCUAAAAUGCUGGGUCCGCUGGCUAUUCGACACGAUCAGCUCAUUGGCACACUUCACUCUGGAUCUGCGGUGCAAUCAAAACGACCAUCUACUAUCUUUGAUAUUCGAAUUGCAGCCAAAACACAUAAAUUUAUAUUCAAAAACGCAUUGAUCAAAAUUGCAGAAGGAUAUGUGACUGCUGGAGACCCCAAAUCAGUCUUGAUUCUUUUUGCAGAGUGUGUCAAAAUGGGAUACAAACUCCAUAUUCCUGCUCAUCGUAAAGUCGUAUUAGCUUUUAAAAAUGCUGGAGAUAUCAAAGGUGCUUUGGCAUACAUCCAACACGCCAAGAACCUACAGACCCAUCUGGUGUUUGAUACUGAAAUAUUUUAUGGGCUGUUGGUCGAGGCUAUGGUUCGAGAAGGUGAAGACGGUAAAGGAGUUGCUGAUGUACUUGAUGCUAUUGAAUUCAGUCAGAUGCCAGGAACAUCUCGGGAGUUAAUGACUGCCCGCGCAAAGGCUCGAUCGCAAGUUUUACUGCUUAAACAAAAGUGUAAUCAAUAA
Batrachochytrium dendrobatidis JAM81 is the source of this 1745-nucleotide messenger RNA. RefSeq lists its product as uncharacterized. NCBI's taxonomy places the organism in Eukaryota, Fungi, Chytridiomycota, Chytridiomycetes, Rhizophydiales. The transcript has 2 exons. The record is from RefSeq and is a predicted model, not a curated record. Bases 12 to 1745 code for a protein of 577 amino acids. Gene Ontology annotation, molecular function: protein binding.